This is a messenger RNA of Monoraphidium neglectum, 1491 nucleotides long. RefSeq lists its product as hypothetical. The transcript has 12 exons. The record is from RefSeq and is a predicted model, not a curated record. Gene Ontology annotation, biological process: carbohydrate metabolic process. Gene Ontology annotation, molecular function: beta-glucosidase activity. Lineage: Eukaryota; Viridiplantae; Chlorophyta; Chlorophyceae; Sphaeropleales; Selenastraceae. Bases 1 to 1491 code for a protein of 496 amino acids.
AUGGACCCGCGGCUAGUGAAGGCCCUGCCGGACGCGCCUGGCGCGUGCACCGCAGACCUGCGGGAGCGCAUCGCAUGGGGCGUCGGCACCUCGGCGUACCAGAUCGAGGGCGCGUGGGACGAGGGGGGGAAGACGCCGUCCAUCUGGGACACCUGGGCGCACACGCCUGGCAAGAUCCAGGGCGGGGACACAGGCGACGUGGCGGUGGAUCACUACCAUCGGUAUCGUGACGACAUCCGCAUAAUGGCGGCACUGGGUAUAAAGCAUUACAGGCUCUCCAUCUCUUGGCCCCGCAUCCUGCCCGACGGCGGCCGCGGCACCCACGUCAGCCGCAGCGGCGUGAGGUUCUACAGCGCGCUGCUGCGGGACCUGCGCGCGGCUGGCAUCACGCCGGUGGUGACGCUCUUCCACUGGGACCUGCCACAGUCGCUGCAGGACAUGUAUGGUGGCUUCCUGGACCCCCAGAUCGCAGAGGACUACGUUUACUACGCAGACACUGUUUUCAGGGAGCUGGGGCACCUGGUGCGGCACUGGAUCACGUUCAACGAGCCGAUGUCCAUCUGCCAGCUGGGCUACGGCAUCGGCGUGUUCGCGCCCGGCGUGGAGGCCGGCACCACGGGGCAGUACAAGUGUGGCCACCACCUGCUGCUGGCGCACGGCAGGACGGUGCAGCUGUACCGUGGAAAGUACCAGAAGCAGCAGCAGGUGAAGGCGGUCGACGCCCAGGCGGCUGAGGCCUACGUCCAGUUCCAAAUAGGCUGGAUUGCGGACCCUAUAUUCACAGGCGACUACCCCCAGCUGAUGCGCGACACCCAGCGCAACCUGCCCAAGUUCACGGCGGAGCAGAGGGCCAUGAUAAUGGGCAGCGUCGACUUCUUCAGCCUCAACUUCUACACGGCACACUUUGUGCGCGCGCCGGCGGCGGGGGCCCCCAAGGCUCAGUUGUACGAGGAGCUGCUGGCCGACUCCCAGGGCAACCCCCCAGGGGAGGCCAGCGACGUGUUCUGGCUCUUCUCCACCCCCUGGGCGAUGCGCAAGAUGCUGGCGUGGGUCAGCCGGCGCUACAGCCGGCCGGAGAUAUGGGUGACGGAGAACGGGGUGGCGGCGCCGGGGGAGGCGGGGAAGAGCCUGGGGGAGACACUGAAGGACACGUACCGGCUGGAGUACUUCAAGGGGUACCUGGACGGCGUGUGCCGCGCGGUGGCGGACGACUCGGUCAACCUGUCGGCCUACUUUGCCUGGUCCCUGGUGGACAACUUUGAGUGGAACGAGGGCUUCCGGCCGCGCUUUGGCAUUGUGCACGUUGACCGCCGGUCCCGCGGCCUGCGGCGCUACCCCAAGCUCAGCGCAUACUGGCUGUCCCACCACUUUUUCAAGCGCGCGCCGGGCGAGAUCGCGUGCUUGGAAAUCAAGUCGUGCGGCGGCGUGGGCCACGGCAACCGGCUGCCGCUCGCCAUCGCCGACACGAUCAAAGAGAUCGUGUCCGAGUGA